GUCAAUUUUACCUUCCCCUUUGAGAGAAAUCGCUCUUCUUUGUAAGACUUGGUUUCGAUCUUCUCUUUUUCAUCAUCAAUCGAUCAAAACAAACAGCAACAGCAAAAUUAUCUUUCUGCAGAUCGAAACCCUAAUUGGUUUCUCCGUUCUCCUUUUGUUCUUCUAGAAUCGGCGACUCUUACUUUUUUUUCUUUCUAAUUAUCCUUUUCUGAUGGAUUCUGGAAUCCAUGUAAUUCCCCAUUAGCGCUAAAAACCCUAGCUGUCGAAGACCUUAGAUUACUGCAGAAAUGUUAUAAUCUGUUUUCAUCUUUUCCCGAUUUGAGGUUUUUAUUUAUUUUGGUUGGGUGAGAGAAUCCGAUACGAGAGAUUAAAGCCUUGUGAGUUUAGGAUGAGCUAGUUUUCUUUGGCUUUGAGCUGUAAUUUCUCUUCUCUGAAAUCUUUCACUGUACAUAUAGCUAGAUCCUGAUGAAGUUGCGUGGUGGUGAAUCGUGGUUUAAGUUUUGCUAGUUGAGAUAUUAUUGGUGGUUACUGUAAUAUCGAAGAAUCAUAUUUCACGGUAUUUACUAUAGACAACUACUGUAGAGUUACUUGAUUAAGGCGUUAAGAAGAGAUACUGGUGUUUUUUGGCCUCAAUCAGCUAAGAUUUUUGUGCAUUGUAUGAUGAGUAUAGCAAAUGAACAACAAUUUGCCAUGGAUCAACUUGUCGAAACCAAUGAUGAUUCGGAAAAGAAACCAAGAAUUACAUACACGAGGAAGUUUCUUAUAUCCUUGAGCGAGAAAGACGUUUGCAAGAAGCUGCCAAAUCUGCCUGGUGAAUUUGAUGAAGCACUGUUGCUUGACUUCGAAGAUCCUUCACCCGAGCGAGCAAGAAUUUCAGGCGAUUUUUCGUCGCAUGGUUUCAGGCGGAAUGACUAUAGUUCAUCGCCUCCCACCAGGGGGGAAUUAGGUACUAACUCUCGAGGCACCCAUGGAAGAUGGGAAGGGCGCUCUGGUGGAUGGAAUGAUAAAGAUAGUGAUUCACAGUCAGACCGGGACUCAGGAGAGCCUGGAAGGCGUUCUGGUAUGCCAUCUCGGAGGUCUUGGCAAGCACCUGAGCAUGAUGGACUUCUUGGGAAAGGUUCUUUCCCUAAGCCUUCUGGAUUUGGUGCGGGAACAUCUGCCCCUAGACCUCAAUCUAAUGACUCACAUCAGCUGAGUAGAACCAAUGAACCUUACCAUCCUCCUCGCCCAUACAAGGCGCCACCUUUCACUAGACGUGACGCUAGAGAUUCAUUCAAUGAUGAAACAUUUGGUUCUUCUGAUUCUACUAGUGAAGAUAGAGCAGAAGAAGAAAGAAAAAGAAGAGCUUCUUUUGAGUUGUUGAGGAAGGAACAUCAAAAAGCAUUCCAGGAGAGACAAAAAUCAAACCCAGACUUACGCAAAAACGACUUUGAUUUUACUGAACUUCUUGGGGAGUCCAAAGAUGAUAAAGGGCGUCCAAGUAGAAGUGAUGAAGUCAAUCACGCUCCAACAAUUCCUGGUUCUAGUAACACCUCUUUGCCUUCUCAAAGUAAUGCACCCAGACCGCUUGUACCUCCUGGUUUUGCAAGCACAAUUUUGGAAAAAAAGCAAGGGGAAAAACCUCAAACUGAAACUUCUCAAUAUGAGCGGAGUCCUUUAAAUUCCAAAGGCAUUAAUGUGGUGAAUGGAACAUCAGUUAAUAAUGGGGGAAAACCGUUGGGAAUUAAGAUAGGUUCAAGUGAGAUGCUAAUAGAAGGUGAAGAUGUUCGUGUCUCCUCCACUGAUGCAAAUGAACGGGCUGUUAAUAUCUCUUCACUUCUAGGAAUAUCUACAGAUACAGUUAAUAAGGAUAAAAGUUUUGAAAAGCUUUCCUCGAUCUCGACUCCUACUGAAAUUCAGGGGUAUCCUAUAAAAAGUGAGAAAGCUACAAUGACGCUGGGCAAGAAGAAAAGCUUGGAGCAUUCAGAUGGGCCAUCAAUUCUGGAUAAGAUAUUCAACACGGCUAUAAAUUUGAAUAGUGGUGACUCCUCUAAUAUGAAUAAGAAAAAUGUCGAAAAAGUAGAAGAAAUACGAAGCCCUCAGACCAUUAAUAAAUCCUCCAAGUUCGCUCAUCUAUUUCUUGAAGAAGAUAACAAACCAGUCGAAGUUCUCCCAUCCAGCGAGCCACCAAGAGGCUUACUGUCACUACUUCAAGGUGCAGAUAAAUUGCAAACAUUUGACACAAAAGCAAAUCCCGACCUUUCAACGGAUUUUCCUUUUCAAGGCCAUGCCACUAAAAGAACUGAUCAGUUAAGCAGCACUUCCACAACUAAAUCAGUAACAGCUGUUCCACCUGUUCUCACUUGUGAAGACCUUGAGCAGUCUAUUCUGUCAGAAGUCGGUGACAGCUAUCAUCCACCUCCACCGCCAGUUGACCAAGACACGAGUGUUCCUUCAGUAAAAAUGACCAAACAACGGAAAACAUCUGUUGAUGACCAGGCUUCGCAGCACCUUCUUUCUUUAUUACAGAGAAGUUCAGACCCAAAAAGUCAAGAUACGCAGCUACUUUCAGCUACAGAGAGGAGACCACCACCACCAUCUAUGAAAACAACUACACCACCACCAUCUGUGAAAUCAACUACAGCUGGAGAAGCAGAUCCAGGGAAGUCUUUGACUCUUGAGAAUUUAUUUGGGAGUGCCUUCAUGAACGAACUGCAGUCGAUUGGAGAACCUGUCUCUGGAAGAGCUAUGGUUUCUGAUGCUCCAGGGGUCCCGCUUCGAUCAGAAAGGUCAAUUGGUGAACUGAGCCAAAGAAACCAAAUCAGACCUGACGGUCCCCCCGGAGGGGUACUAGCCCUUCCAGAAGAUGGUAACUUACUUGCAGUUGGCGGUCAUGCAAACCCAUCAAAAUACAUGUCUUUUCCAGGAUCUCAUAAUCAAGAGCCUGAAGUAGCUUUCAACAUCUCUGACAAGUUAGCUGCCUUGAACUCUGGUCCAAGGAACGAAAGACCAACAAUGGGUGGUCAAGAUGGUCUUUUUCUCCACCAACAUCCCCAACAAUACGUGACCAACCCCUCGUCUCACUUGAAUGGUUCAGGCCCAGUAUUCCAUCCGUUCGAUUCACAACAUGCUCAUGUAAAACCUCAGCUCGAUUUCAUGGGACCAGGAAGCACUAUGUCUCAACAUCAUGACCCUCCACCAAAUCACCGGUUUCCACCAAACAUGAUUCACCGUCCACCUUUCCAUCAUACACCAACCAGUGGACAUCCCGAGUUUGAUCGUCUUCCUCCACAUAUGAUGCAGAAGAUGCAUAUGCAAGACAACCUGCAACAUCAUCAUCUAAUGCAAGGAUUCCCCGGUAGUGGUCCACAACCCCAUCACUCUCCUCAUGUAAACAACCAGAUGCCGGGUCUCAUUCCUGAGUUAAACCCGUCACAAGGCUUUCCCUUUGCCCAUCGCCAGCCCAACUACGGUAUGCCACCACCAGGUUCUCAAGUCAACAGAGGAGAGCAUCCAGCUUCACUGCAGACACUCUUGGGGAUUCAGCAGAGGAUGGACCCAGCCAAACAGAUACCGGCAGUGGGUCAAGCCGGUGGUCCUAAUCGUCAAGGCUCUGUGGGUCAUGAACUCGACCUUGGGUUUGGCUACAGGUAACUUUGCUCUGGCCACAAUCCUUUUUAACACCCUAAGAGGUGUGUCUACCUAACAGUGAGUUGCUUUGUGAUGUGCAAGUAAUCAAAAUUACCAUUUGUGAUAUUUUUUUUAAGAACAAAAAAAAAAAGAAAAAAAAAAUAUAUACUUUGUCUCUAUGGACUCUCGUUUCUCUUGGUGCUUGUGAUAUGGGGAUGCUUUUAAUUAACAGUAGUUGAUUUUCUUCUAUGAACGCUGGAGUCCCUGGUAUUUGCAUAUUCUAUUUUAGGCUUUUUGGUUUUUUGAAACCAGAGUUCAAGUCUGAAGGGGUCUCUGUCGAAAGGUAACACAGAUGGCGUGUGGUAACAAAGUUAACAAAAUCUUGCAAUUUUGCAUCGGCCCAUAAAGCCCAACAAAUAUUUAGCCUAACGUGUCGUCUUCUUUCUUUAAACGCCGGGAUCCGUAAACCCUACGUUAGUCCAUCUGUAUCAAUGAAAAGCAAGAGAAAGCCGACGAAGAAGAAGAAGACGCCGACGCCGCAAUGAACAUUAAUUCCGUCGCUUCCUAUACUGAAAACACCAGAGCUUUGCAAGUUCAGGUCACUCUUGGGACACACGGAGAGUUGUCUUUAUGUUUGCUUCAAACUGAGAGCUUAUGAGAACCAUAGCUGAUUCACCCUCUGCCGGAAACCUGAUCAAACCCUAACCAAUGAUGAGGUUGAGUGGAAAGUUGUGAAAUUAGGGGGAAAGUUGAGUGGUUUGAUCAUGUGCUUACAGUCCCUAGACAUUGUAAUUUUGUGAAUGCUCUUGCUGCUACUGU
Molecule: messenger RNA, 4428 nt
Organism: Arabidopsis thaliana (thale cress)
Lineage: Eukaryota; Viridiplantae; Streptophyta; Magnoliopsida; Brassicales; Brassicaceae
Product: chorismate synthase
Exons: 10
Coding region: 658-3633 (991 amino acids)
Source: RefSeq, marked reviewed